UCGCCUCGUUCUUGACUAGUUUUCACGCGUUUAAGCAUUUGUCCGCGACUCCUCCCUCGUGGCCACCUACAGUGACCAUAUCAUUUUCUGAGCGUGAUAAGAUUUGGAUAAACCAGCUUUUACCCGGGUCGGUUAGGUGGGAUGUUACUUUAUUCAACUACAGUAGUUUUAAACUGAUCUACCGUUGGACUGGAUUUUAACUUUGACUUAAGAGGUAAAUGAACUCGAACCUAUUCUUAGAAAAUAAUUUCAUGAGUUACCAUUAGCUCAGUAACGGCUGUAGUAACGACUGAAGAGAUUUUAACCGCGUGAACGGAGUAAUAGCUGCUUUAACUCACAGGUGGCAGCACUCUUCAUGACGCUUUAGUAUGUCAGACUCGAGCGGCGGAGAACACAUGGGAAUAAUGUCUAGUCUAUUUAUCUCGAAAGAACGACAGCAUCCGAGGAUACUGUAAUAUCAAAAGUGCAAGCUCAACUUACAGUUUACUUGUGAUCUCAAGAUGUACCUCCAACCAGGAAAAUCAGCAAGAAUCAUUUGAUACAUUUCGUCACGUCAUAUUUUUGUGGCAGGAAAAAGGAUCUGUUGCCCGCGCUCUGCAAAUUAGUUCCGCUACCGGCCGAAUAGCGGCGACACUGUAUAUGUAUACGGCAGCCGUAUGAAUAGCCACUGCGAUUAUCGUUAGGGAUUCAUACAUACAUAUAAGUACGUCAAAAUUAAGGAAUCUACAGAGAAAAAGAGCUACGAUGAAAAUAAAGCAAUGGAAAAGAAAAUCGUGGAUUGUCUUACAUCUUAAUAUAGUUCCAAGUGACUAACGAUACUUUCAAGACAUUUAAGCGUCGUGGAAAAGCUCAUAGGACUCUUAGUGAAGCUUGCCCCACGCCGGGGACUGGAAAAUGGAUGAAAGUUAGAAAUACAGAAAAACCUAAGAUUCAAGAAAAAUACAGGAACGUCAGGUAGAAUAUGGAUGGUAGUGAAUGGCAGGCAUUAUCGCAGCUAUCUACUUCCCCAAGUUAUUCUAGAACCCAGAGUGGCAUUUUUCGUAUGCAAUCUAAACACUUUAGAUGGCAUCACUUUCAGAUCCAGCAGAUGUUUAAAAGGGACAAUACCCCAUAGAGAAGUAUAUCCGAUGGACAAGGCCAAGCGAGCAAGCUAGUGGAUGGAUGGAUGGAUGGAUGGACUAUCGCAGAAUUAGCAGGAGGGGGUACGAAAUGGUACCAAGGGUAGGGGGUGUGUUGUAGGUUGCUCUUGCGUGAGAAACCUUCGUCAGUAGCGUCGUUGAGCGUCGCGGUGCGCAUCCGACUCGGUUACCACCUUUGUUCGUUGAAUCGCAAAAAUCAUCUCACUGCCAGCCAAGUAUAAGUGACUUUAAUCCUCUAACAACCCUCGUACGGAAAAUUGCAAGUGGACCGUGAGUUUUAUUGUAAUUGAAUUAAAUAUUUUGUUUACGUGCAAGUUCCCUGUCAAUUACUCUGGCACAAAGACGGCAGUGCGUACAAAAUUUGUUUCAUUGUACGUUGAACUAUAGUCGAAGAGCUGAACUCAGCAUCGGGUGUAAGAAAAAGUUGCACAAGAAGGGCGGUCCGGAUAAUUUCUUGUCGGGGAAGACAAAUCUAAGGUCAAAAGGUUUUAUAUCUACCAGCAUAAAAGACACCUGAAAAUCUAUACGACGUUUUCAAGCCGUCGAACGACUUAAUUACUAAAAGUGAUUUAAGCUUAUUUAGAAGAAUUGUGUGAAGGGAAAUACAUUUAUCUCCUUCGAUUUUACGUAACCUUUGUCAGUAGCGAAUUAAAGGUACCUCAAAACGACGGAAUUUCCCGAGAGAAGUUGGAAAAUUCCAAUUCCACAGUUCCGUCUCUCCUAUACCUUUGACCGAGCUAAUUUGAAUGUACGGCCGUUCCGCAACGUUGAUAAAUUGUGUGGAAACAAAUAAUUAGGAAAAUGCGAACUCAUUGAACAUGACAGCGGACAGGAAUCUCCAUGUUCUAUGUAACAAUACAUCCCCACGCCUUUGAAAAGGGGCUGGGGAUGUCCUGGUGAAUUGAAAACGACGAAAAAGAAAUAUAUUUUUAAUUAACCCUUAAUCGGACGUAAACGAAAUUUAAAGGAUAGUUAAAAAAGGUACAGGUAAAUUUUAACUAUUUAAAAGUGGCUGAUAUAAAACACUAAAAUUUUACGGGACGUCAAUAGUCCUGUAUCAUGUUGAUACAAAAAUUAUUAAUAGAUAUUCACUAUCUAUAUUUAUUGUAAACGCAAAGAAUUAAAGCAAGCAUCAAAAUUAAAAAGCAGGCUGUGAAUAGUCCUUGCAGAAUAAUAAACGGAUUAUAGGAUACUGUUGUCUUGACAAUGACAACAAUGAAAAACGGCGUGAGAAUACGAAAUAGAAAUUGAGUAAGAAUCUCGUCCUCGAAGGAGAAUUCUAACCUAAAGACCAUCGAUUCAAACUGCGAAAUCAUCGUUAAAGGGGAAGCACCAUUCGAUCACAGUAAAAUGCCGUAUACAACUAGCACACCCACAAUGUCUCAGAUACUAAAUUGCUCAACAAAUCAGAUCAAUUGUACGGAGGAAGAUUACACACCUUACAGUGCCCGACUGGAAACUUAUAUUGUUCCUGUGGUCUUUCUUCUAAUCCUCGUAAUCGGCGUGAUGGGUAAUGGCGUCCUGGUGCUGACAAUUCUGCGGCAUGGAAAUAUGCGAAAUGUACCUAAUACGUAUGUCCUCUCACUGGCGUUAGGCGACCUACUGGUUAUACUGACCUGCGUGCCUUUCACCUUCACCGUUUACAUCCUAGACUCCUGGCCGUUUGGUCCUAUACUUUGUAAGGUUUCUGAGUGUGCCAAGGACAUAUCUAUAGGGGUGUCUGUAUUCACAUUGACCGCCUUGUCAGCCGAUAGAUUUUUCGCCAUAGUGGAUCCAAUGCGCAAGCUUCAUGCAACUGGGGGUGGAAUGCGGGCAACCCGUUUCACUACUGCGAUAGCCGCCCUCAUUUGGUUACUGGCUAUGGUCUGUGCGGUACCAGCAUCGUUCUCAUAUAUACGAGUCUUUCGCGUGAAUAAAGACGUAUCAUUCAAGGUCUGCUAUCCAUUUCCAGAAGAAUUCGGUCCAAAUUAUCCUAAGACAGUUCUUAUAUGUCGCUUCUUCGUCUACUACGUUCUUCCAUUGGGAGUUAUUACAGUGUUUUAUCUUCUUAUGGCCAGGCACCUUGUCCAGAGCACACGUAAUAUGCCUGGCGAGAUGCAAGGCCAGGUGAGGUCCAGUGUGAAACAAGUAAAGGCGCGGAAAAAAGUGGCCAAGAUGGUGAUGGCCUUCGUUGUUGUAUUUGCUGUUUGUUUCUUUCCCCAACACGUCUUCAUGCUGUGGUUUUAUAUUCAUCCCACUGCACAAAUGGACUACAAUGCAUUCUGGCAUGCAUUUCGUAUACUGGGAUUUUGCCUUGGAUUUAUGAACAGUUGUAUCAAUCCUAUCGCUCUCUAUUGCGUCAGCGGUACCUUUAGAAAAUACUUCAACAGAUAUUUACUGUGCUGCUGCGCCUCGAAAAAGAGACGCACCUCGGCACUUGGUUCGCAUCGACGUGGACAGAGUAUUUCACUGACGACGUCGCGACGCCAUACCAGCAGUAGACGGGGACUGCAAAGCGUCGUACAUCUGCCUACUUGGACGCCACCAACCGAUGAUAUUCGUAUACGACCGCAUCAGCAGGAACAGGAAACCACUGUGACUGCCUACCACAAUGGACUGGAGCAUCGAAUAUGAGGUCGCGAACUGGCGAGAGAUCAAUGGCGAUUUCAAUAUCGCCAAACAUGGAGGACACAUGGGAUACGUACUUUCCAAUUUGAAAGUUAACCCUUCAAUCUUAGUCCGUCAUCGCUUAGGUAUUAAAUAUCCGAGGGAAAGUGAAUUUUUUAUCACAAAAAUAACACAUCGUACUGUAGGGUUAAUUGAGGUUAUUCCUUCAUCAGCUAAUCGGACCCAUACAAUGAUCUCUCGCUGUGAUUCUCAAUGACGUUAUUGGAUUUUGAAGAAUUCGAAAAAUUCCAUGUGAUAAAUCCAACAUAUAUGGUUAGUCCUUUCAAGAGGGCAAAGGACUUCAGAUAACAAAAUGUGAGAAAGAUGCUUGAAGAAUCUUUAACUUUUUUUUUUAAUUCUCAAAGCCGUAGCUUACUUUUUGUAUGUUUCUAGAAGAGAAAAAAAAAGAAUGAAAAGAUACUUUCUCUCUUUUCUACACGCUUUUCAUUCUUUUAAUUUAACUCGUUAAUUCUACUAUAUGAUUGGAGCACGCGUAUUUUUUGCAAAAAUGCUACAGGCAUCUAUUAAAAUAUUCUAUUCUUAUUCUUAUAGCCUCACAACUGGUAGAUAUUACGCGCGGUUAAUUUCCUAUGAAUUUCUUCUCUUACUGAUGAAACAUCAGGUUACAUUUUUAUACCCCUGAAGCAACUGCUGCAGGCAAAUAUAUGAAGCAGGUAAGCUCGUUCGAUUACCUGUCAGUCUAUUCCCUUAUACAACUGCUCGACGAUAUGCACACACAAUCCAUUAGGCUCCACUCACAUUGUACGUAUUAAAGAGGAAUAAAUAAAUGUAUAUAUUUUCAAUAAUUCGCACGAACACGUAAACCCGGCGUUCUUGUAAUUCCAUUUGUACUCUAUCCUCUCUCUAGCCAUUCUGUCAAUAUAUUCUUUCGUCUUUUGUCAUUUCCUUAUUCGUACAAUGUUAGAGUAAUUACUUGUAAUUGCGCUAAAACCGGCUCGUACAAUCGUUGUAACGCACGGUAUGUAAUAUACAUAUAUAAAUGUAUUGUUAAUGUUAUAAAUACAAAUAAUUCUAGUCAUUUACCACUUAAGACGUAAGCUAAUCUAUGGGGGCCCAUUAAGACUAACAACUCGCGGUCCGACAUUGUUUAAGUCAAUAAGUAAAAUAUCCAUUGCACAUGGUAAAGUCGGAAAGCAUUUUAAAUCCUUAAAGCUAAACCUGCAUAAGUUAAAUUAGUUACUUUUGUCUUGAACGAUCGCGUGCACAAAGUACGAACUAUAUGUAAAGUUUCCUAUGUAUAAUUGUUAUUCCUGGAAGAUGUAUCGAUAGCAGA
Cephus cinctus (wheat stem sawfly) is the source of this 5079-nucleotide messenger RNA. Its product is annotated as neuropeptide CCHamide-1 receptor. NCBI's taxonomy places the organism in Eukaryota, Metazoa, Arthropoda, Insecta, Hymenoptera, Cephidae. Gene Ontology annotation, molecular function: G protein-coupled peptide receptor activity. Gene Ontology annotation, biological process: G protein-coupled receptor signaling pathway. The record is from RefSeq and is a predicted model, not a curated record. The transcript is spliced from 13 exons. Gene Ontology annotation, cellular component: membrane. Bases 2490 to 3752 code for a protein of 420 amino acids.